Molecule: messenger RNA, 881 nt
Organism: Hirundo rustica (Barn swallow)
Lineage: Eukaryota; Metazoa; Chordata; Aves; Passeriformes; Hirundinidae
Gene: TAF13
Product: TATA-box binding protein associated factor 13
Exons: 4
Coding region: 43-417 (124 amino acids)
Biological process (GO): transcription by RNA polymerase II
Cellular component (GO): transcription factor TFIID complex
Molecular function (GO): protein heterodimerization activity
Source: RefSeq, a predicted model, not a curated record
CGGGGCCGGGCCGCCGGAGCUGUUCCGGGGCGCCGGGCAGCCAUGGCGGAUGAGGAGGAGGACGUGCCGUUCGAAGAGGACGCGGAGGACGCCGGCGGGGGCCUGGACGGCGGGCAGGGCAGGAGGAAGAGGCUGUUCUCCAAAGAGCUAAGGUGCAUGAUGUACGGAUUCGGGGAUGACCAGAACCCUUACACAGAAUCAGUGGACAUUCUUGAGGACCUGGUAAUAGAGUUUAUCACUGAAAUGACACACAAGGCCAUGUCCAUCGGGCGGCAGGGUCGGGUGCAGGUUGAGGACAUUGUCUUUCUAAUACGCAAGGACCCCCGGAAGUUUGCCAGAGUUAAAGACCUCCUAACUAUGAAUGAAGAACUGAAACGAGCCAGAAAGGCUUUUGAUGAAGCAAACUAUGGGUCUUGAUUCUGCACACAAGCUGCACUGGGGCAUGAUUUGGGCACCUGCUGCCCAGUAAGGAAGGUCGUACACGUUGUUUGGAAGGGUUUUUCAGGAUGGAGGUCACUGCUGGGAUGUCUGCCCUCACUCCCAGCCUUUGCUGAGAAAUAUUCAAGCAGCUGAAAGGUUACCUGAUUGUAUACUUAGGUAUUUUUAUACCAUUUGAUGAAAUGAAAAAAAGAGCUCUUAAAAAUUCCUGCAGUGGCAGGAGUCUGUUUGAAGUAGGCCUGUGUUGAAUCAGAUGGCUCUAGGGCUAAUGAUUCAUGAGUCUUUAAAUUGUUUCAGUUGUCACUGGGUAUUCUUCUGACAGGAAACCUUGAAAAUGGAUCUUGGUUAUCUGUAGAAAGACCUUAAGCUCAAACUACUAUCAAAGUUGUGCUCUUUGCUCUGUAUAUGCUUUUUGAAUAAAACAUAAGUUUGUGCCCACAUUU